CAUCCGGGUGAAAGUGUCAUCUUGGUUCUUAUCGCCGUGUCCGCUCGGUGCUCGGUGUGUUUGACAACAGCGGCCAUGCCUCUGGUAGUGAUGUGCGGUUUCCCGUGUAGCGGUAAAACCCGGCGGGCGGAGGAGCUCCGGGUCUAUUUCGAACAGAACUCGAAGCUGAAGGUUCACGUCGUGGAGGACGGAGCCCUGGGCGUCGAGAAAAACACUGUCUACGCAGAUUCCCAAAAGGAAAAACACGUGCGAGCAGCUCUGAAAGCCGAAGUAGAGAGAAAAGUCAACAAGGACGACAUUGUCAUAUUGGACUCAUUGAAUUACAUAAAAGGCUACCGCUAUGAACUGUUCUGUCUCAUCAAACACACACAGACACCGCACUGCCUCGUGUACUGUUUGACGUCAGACGAACAGAGCUCCACGUGGAACACGAGUCGAGACGCUGCUGAGCAGUACACCCAGGACAUAUUAGACGCUUUAGUUCUCAGAUUUGAAGCCCCAGAUUCCAGAAACCGAUGGGACAGCCCUCUCUUCACCAUCCUUAAAGAGGACACGCUUCCGUUUGAAGCCAUCUCUGACGCGCUUUUCAAAAGAAAAGCGCCCCCACCCAACCAGUCUACUCAGAGUCAACCACUGUCCUCUGCGAACUUCCUGUAUGAGUUGGACAGGAUCACACAAGAUGUCUUAAUGGCAAUCUUUAACGCACAGAAGACGAGUGUUCCCGGGGAUCUCAUUUCAGUUCCGGGAGCUACAGAAAAGAUCGAGCUCACCAGGGGCAUCAACAUGGCAGAGCUGCGGAAACUACGGCGCCAGUUCAUCAGCUACACCAAGACGCAUCCGACAGAGAACACGGGACACAUCUCCAACAUGUUUGUGCAGUAUUUAAAUAAGAGCCUUCACUGACAUUUUAUACCACCGCCUUCUUUUUUUUAUGUGACUAAUAAAUAUAUUUUAAACAUGUA
Messenger RNA from Scophthalmus maximus (turbot), 962 nucleotides. RefSeq names its product KTI12 chromatin associated homolog (gene kti12). Lineage: Eukaryota; Metazoa; Chordata; Actinopteri; Pleuronectiformes; Scophthalmidae. The record is from RefSeq and is a predicted model, not a curated record. The transcript is spliced from 9 exons. Bases 76 to 903 code for a protein of 275 amino acids.